Scaptodrosophila lebanonensis is the source of this 1736-nucleotide messenger RNA. Its product is annotated as RB-associated KRAB zinc finger protein. Gene Ontology annotation, molecular function: zinc ion binding. The record is from RefSeq and is a predicted model, not a curated record. The transcript has 2 exons. Gene Ontology annotation, biological process: negative regulation of transcription by RNA polymerase II; regulation of cytokine production; regulation of immune system process. Lineage: Eukaryota; Metazoa; Arthropoda; Insecta; Diptera; Drosophilidae. Bases 140 to 1516 code for a protein of 458 amino acids. Gene Ontology annotation, cellular component: nucleus.
ACAAACUAAGAAGAAAUAUUAUUCGUGGUGUACACACUGGCAAAGUAGCAUUUGUUUACAUUAAUGUGGUGGCGAUUGCAGGGUCUUCUUAGCAAAUGUAAAUACAAAAUCCACAACAGUUUCGAAAUCAUACGUUGAUAUGGACAUUUUGAAAAGAUGCCGCGUUUGCAGAACAAUAAUCAAUGGGGAUAGCUAUAAUCUGUGGGAUAACCCAGAUCUUGCAUAUAAAUAUAAAGCCUGCUCGGAUCUGAAUCUGACAGAAGAAUCCGGCGAACAUGGAGUACCUAAAUGCCUGUGUCAAUCUUGUUUCGACAAUGUGGAGGAGUUCUUUGCAUUUCGUAGUUUGUGCAUUGAAUCCGAUGGAUAUUGGCGUUCUCAAGAACGCAAUUCUCCAGGGGUUUUCGUUGACGAGAAGCCCAAGUAUAAUGUGGAGGAAGAAAAUCCAUCUCCAUCGGAUGUUGAGCAUAUAGAAAUGGAGGGAACUAUUGCUGAGCUGGUAGAUACAGCAGUUAAGAAACCAAGGGGUAGGCCAUUAAAAAGUAGAAAGGCGUCUACCGAUGUGGUGACCAUAAACGAAGAUGCUAAAUCACACUCUAAAGAUGAAGGAGAGACAAAGGUUCAGUCUUCAGGAAAACGUCUGCAAACGCAAAACACACCCAUCUUUCAAUGUGACAUCUGUCCAACCCGCUUCUUUGUGGAGCACCGACUCGUGGCGCACAAACGAUUACACGACGGUCUUGUGCCAUAUCCCUGCACUCAUGAAGGCUGUGAGCGUGGAUUUAAUCGUCUGCAUUGCCUAUCGGAGCAUUUAAAAGAACAUGCCGGGACCAGCUGCUGGUAUGCCUGUGAGCAAGAAGGCUGCACAAAAACCUACAAGCACAAACCGACGCUGGUCAUGCAUAUGCGCAAGUCUCAUAAGAUGGGACCCGAGCCAAAGAAACAUGUCUGUGAGUUUUGCGGCAAGGUUUUUAAAUCCUCAGCUGUACUCAAAGAUCAUUGUUAUACGCACAAAGACCAGUCGGAGCUUCCGCACGCGUGCGAGGAGCCGGAAUGCCUGCGUCGCUUCUCCAAAAAGGAGAAACUUAAGGUCCACAUGCUGCGGCAUGCGGGGAUAAAGAACUUCACCUGUCCCUACUGCGGUAUGCGCAAGACAACUCGCAACGAGCUCAAGAUUCACAUCAAUUAUCAUACUCUGGAACGUACCUGGCCUUGUCGCUUUUGUACUAAGGUCUGCAACAGCGCCGGUAAUCUGAAAAUGCACGUGCGCACUGUUCACGAGCGUGCCAGAGACUAUGCAUGCAGUCAUUGCGAUCGAACGUUUGCCAAGCCGGAUACCCGAAAAUACCACGAGAUGACACACACUGGCGAGAAACCGAAUGAGUGCCUGGAGUGUGGCAAGAGAUUUACACAGCCUGCUGCGCUACGAACGCAUCGUAAGAUUCAUCAGCGUCAGCGCGAGAAAACAAAUACGUUGUCGAAUAGAAAGAGUCCUUGUGACGAAGAUAACCUUGCAUAAUUAAGAUGCACCCCUCUCGACUACAGCCAUUCAACUAAAAUAAACUUUGCCGUACCAAUCAUUCCUGUGACAGUUAUGUUAUCUAUGAUGUUGAUCACCAAUUUUGAUAAAACGCCAGUAUUGAUGAGACACUAUAAAAAACUAACAAAUAUCAAAAUUAAUUACGAUGCUGAAAUAACAAAAGUUGUUUAUAAUUUGUUGAACUGAUUGUAUGGCUACU